UCGAGCUGAUUAUAAAAGUGAUAAGGUACCCCUCCCAUAAAAGUGAUAAAGUUUACGAAUUACCUUCAGGAGAUACAAUUACUAUUAACAUGGAAGGCAGCAAAGUAAUACACACUCCCUCUUUGAGUGACCUUCUAAAAUUCAGAGCGUGAGGAAGAGUGAGAGGGCGAUAUGUGGGGUCGAGGGAAGGGCAGAGAUAACUUUUUUGUUGGCGGAGCUUGGUGAGCGCUCGGGUAUAAAGGUCGGACAAGCAUCAUCUAGCAUCAUACUCCAGCAGCUCCUCCUGUGGCUGACUCUUCUGUACUACUCUCACUCUCUCUAGUUCAUCUGCUGACCGACAACAAUGAAGGUUCUUCUGUUCGUUGCCCUGCUGGGAUUGUCCAUCGCUGACAAGCGACCUUCAAAUAGUUACGGAGCCCCAAGUGGAGGUUUUGGUAAUGGGUUUGGCGCCUCUAAUGGAGCCCCAAGCAAUGGUUACACAGCCCCCGGAAGCAAUGGUUUCGGAACACCUGCAAGGAAUGGAAACGGUGCAGCCUCAGGCAAUGGGUUUGGACAAACCUCAAGCAACGGGUUCGGAGCUGCACCAAGCAAUGGAUACUCAGCUCCCCCAAGUAACAGGUACGGUCCCCCGACAGGUUCCUAUGGACUAGAUGCCGAGCUGGUUGCUCUGCAGGAGAACAUCCCCGGUGGUGGCGUCCCCGGGGAAGACUACCCUGUCUUGGCUUCUCCUCCAGACACUGACUUCUCCUGUGACGCCCAGGCAGUGGCUGGCUAUUACGCCGAUACCGACCCUGAGGCCCGUUGCCAGGUGUUCCACAUUUGCCAGGACCGCGCCGUCAGACGCCAGAAGGACUCCUUCCUGUGCCCCAACGGUACCAUCUUCAACCAGCAGUACCUGGUGUGCGACUGGUGGUUCAACGUUGACUGUUCCCAGGCUGAGAACUUCUACUCCGUCAACGAACUCAUCGGCGUCGUCCCCGACGUUGGCUAUGGUUAUGGUCCCGCCACCAACGGCAUUAGCAACGGUAACGGUGGCAGUUAUGGAAAUGGCAAUGGAGCUAACGGUAACGGAAGGAACGGGAAUGGUAACCGUUAUGGAUCCAACGGAAACGGUAAUGGAGCUAACGGUAACGGAAGAAACGGGAAUGGUAACCGUUAUGGAUCCAACGGAAACGGCAAUGGUAAUCGGUAUGGAUCUAAUGGAAACGUCAACCGUAAUGGACCCAACGGAAACGGUAACCGUUAUGCAUCCAAUGGAAAUGGUGUCGGGAAUGGCAAUGGGGUUAACGGUGCCAGCAACGGGUAUGGUGCUCCACCCGCUCCUUCUCCUGUCUACGGAAUUGAGUUUUAAAAGUACAUUGUUCUCCUCCCUCAAGUCGUCUCUCUGUUUAUGCCAAUGUAAUUUAUAAAAAUAUCCCAAUGUGCGUAUUUAUUAC
Messenger RNA from Procambarus clarkii (red swamp crayfish), 1436 nucleotides. NCBI's taxonomy places the organism in Eukaryota, Metazoa, Arthropoda, Malacostraca, Decapoda, Cambaridae. The record is from RefSeq and is a predicted model, not a curated record.